Molecule: messenger RNA, 939 nt
Organism: Cooperia oncophora
Lineage: Eukaryota; Metazoa; Nematoda; Chromadorea; Rhabditida; Trichostrongylidae
Source: the annotation of a GenBank genome assembly
AUGAUGAGGAAGAAUGUGGAGCUGCAGCUGCAGGCACUUCAGAUGAUAGAGUUUAUGUGUGGUUUGCUCCCAUCUGUAUUACAAAUCGAAGAUGGUGAAACUUUGAAGAAUAAAGCAAAAGUGAUCUCACCAGAGGAAACGGAACGAUACGUCCUCAUUGCGGUGAUGAGACGUACUGAGAAGCAGCGAAGAGGAGAGAAGGCGGUUGGAAAUGCAACGUGGAAAGAAGAGGAACUUUUCAGCCGUGCUCUAGCUGCUAGAAAAGAGGACGAAAGGCGACUUCAAAAACAGGAAGGUUCAACUACGACAUCUUCCCGUAUAGAAACGAGUACACCGCUGAUGCAGAAGAAUGCGGAACCAGGGGUAACCCCUGAAGAAGCUGUGCCCCAGAUAGCCGAGAGAUUCCAAACGUCCGAACGACGGCCGAGUGUCACUGAAAAAACUGCACCUACAAUGGCAGGUGCGCCUUUACCAGCCCCUUCUGAAAGAGCGCCAUCACCUUCUGGAAAGCCGCCACCAGCACCGUCUGAGAAAACGCCACCAAAAAGCAGGCGAGAAGGACGUCCACCGACAGGAAAGAGGCUGAACACUGCGAGCGGUGCUGGUGUAGAGACAGCUGCACAGAAAGGCGCGAAGGAGAGGCGGCCCUCAACGGAAGCGCGAAAACGAAAAGAGUUAGGAAGCCUCAUUACGAAUACUGGGAAGAAGGAUGAACAAGAGCAGGAAGACGAUGGAGUCACGUAUGGGCCACGCGGAAAGAACAUUUACGAUGUUAACGAUGUCAGCCAACGUGCAGCUCAAGAGCGCCCUCGUACAGCCAGAGCGGCUAGAGGCUUUAUGCGAGGAAGUCGUGGCGGCAUCGGUAGUGACGACGUUUUGGCCGCCCGCCGGGCGAUUGUUGACCAACUGAAGAGCGAAAUCGACGAUUCAUCAACAUAG